This is a messenger RNA of Williopsis jadinii, 1091 nucleotides long. RefSeq names its product Shg1p (gene SHG1). Lineage: Eukaryota; Fungi; Ascomycota; Saccharomycetes; Phaffomycetales; Wickerhamomycetaceae. Bases 310 to 741 code for a protein of 143 amino acids. The transcript has a single exon. The record is from RefSeq and is a predicted model, not a curated record.
UUUUUCCCCCUUCUCAAAGCUGAAACUUUUCAACUUCGCUGGGCCGUUGGUGCAACCACCACGGGAGAUAAGAUAUCAACGAGGGAAGAGAGAUAGUGCCCAAUUAGGAGUCAUCCAGGAGGGUUGCCAUACAUACCGAGUACAUACAUUAGCUGCGUCUCCCCGUGUAAUCUUUUCGAUACGCUUUCCAUAGAUAGAAAGUGGAACAGGCCGUACACCACACUAGGCGAAAUAGGCCGUGUCCGUCUUGUAUAUCGAGAGGUGGGAGGAUUGAGCAAUUGGUGGUUUUCUUUAUAUACACACACAUCGAUGUCGUCGAACGAGGAAGACGCAAAGACCCUCGAGGUGCUGUACAAGCGUAGAGGGUACUUUGAUGCAAAGAGAGAUGAGCUACUGCAACAGUUCAAACAGACAGACACACAUGCCCAGCUGCUGGAGAUGAUCAAAUCCAUAGUGGACGAGAUUGUGCAGACCAAGCCGGAGCUGCUGUUGAAGAAUAAGGGCCAAUUGGCUGCAUUGAUAGAGGGAAUUAUCCUCCGUCAGAACUCUGCUGCACACGAGUCCUCCCUGACCAAUUUUGGCAUCGACGUUUCCAAAUUGUCCAACCACGACAACUAUGACGUCUACCAGCUGUUCGAGAAACAGGUCAAGAGCUCCACGGAGGGCUCCGAGGAGCUCAGAAACAGCCUCAUCCAGACCCUACACACACUACGCAGAGAGAAACUACCCGACUUGACGUGACCCGGUGACGCUCUCAGUCUUGUCACUCAGCAACGACGCCAGCAGAUUCCAAAUUCGUCUACACAACAAUAAAAUAGCCAAAUACUCACGCAAAUGACAACAUGCACCAUAUGCAACCCAUCUCACUACGCGUAGAUAGAAACAAUCCGCCACUGAUAGCUGCAAAUUACGUCCCGGAACUUGCCAUUGGAGACGUUGACGCAACUCUGUGCCGGUGGUUGAGGAAACCACAGAAACGUCCAAACGCGGAAAGUUUCCGUUUUCGGCCACAAAGCCAGUCACCUCGGAGAUGCCCAGGCCUGCUGAGGCAGCCCUUCUAUCCACUUCUCUGAUAGUGAGCCAUUGGAGUA